AUGGCUGCUAGUGUUCUUCACAUGGAACAUUGGCUGUUACCUAAAUCAGCAUUGAUCACUGAAGCUGGAGCUGCUGGGAAAAUUGUUUUUGAUGUGACGAAAUAUGGUGCCGUUGCCGAUGGUAUAACCGAUAACAGUAAGGUUUUUCAAAAGGUAUUCAACAAAGCUUGUCAAUCCGAAGGAUACAAUUCUGUCCUAAUCCCAGACGGAAAAUAUAUGCUGGGCCCAGUACAGUUUUCAGGCCCAUGUAAGGGCCCAAUGGCAUUUAUAAUUAAAGGUGCCCUAAUAUCUCAUACUGAUGUUGGAUCUUAUGGUAGCAGAUUGUACCAUUGGAUCACCUUCAAUAGCAUAGACCGGUUGGUAGUCGGCGGAGGUGGGUCGUUGGAUGGCCGAGGUCCCUCUGCUUGGGCCCACAAUACUUGCAGUAAAAGUAAAAGCUGCGUGCCUCUUCCCUCUUCAAUGGGAUUCAAUUACGUGAACAAUUCACGGGUAACUCACCUGACAUCAAUCAAUAGCAUGGGUGUCCAUAUGAACCUUUAUAGAUGCUCCGGCAUGAGAUUUGAUCACAUUCAUCUAAUAGCGCCAGAAGACAGCCCCAACACCGACGGAAUCCACAUUGGGGAAUCGACUCAUAUAGACAUAUCGACAGCGGUAAUAGCCACCGGAGAUGACUGCGUUUCCUUGAGCCCUGGUUGUUCAAGCAUAAAUGUUACAAAUGUUUGGUGUGGCCCCGGCCAUGGAAUCAGUGUCGGAAGCCUCGGUCGGACGGCUAAUGAAGAAGAUGUCAAUGGACUGACUGUGACUAACUGCACCUUCAUCGGCACCCAGAAUGGGUUGAGGGUCAAAACAUGGGCUAGCUCUUUUGCAAGCAAUGUCUUCGAUCUUACCUUUCAACAAAUUCAUAUGGAGGAUGUCUAUAAUCCCAUCAUCAUCGAUCAACAAUAUUGCCCAUAUGACAAUUGUCAAAAGGGUAACUCCCAAGUUCAGAUUCGGAAUGUAAAGUAUAUAAACAUUAAGGGAACUUCGAGGUCAAAGAUUGCAAUUGCUCUAGAAUGCAGCCGAAGUAAACCUUGUGAGAAGAUUGAGCUCAGUGACAUCGAACUCGUUUACUCCGGUACGGGAGGACCGGCAUCUUCCUCGUGCAAUAAUGCCAAUGGUGCUGCUUAUGGUCCACAAAAUCCACCCUCUUGCAUAUAG
Corylus avellana is the source of this 1197-nucleotide messenger RNA. Its product is annotated as exopolygalacturonase-like. The record is from RefSeq and is a predicted model, not a curated record. Gene Ontology annotation, molecular function: polygalacturonase activity. Gene Ontology annotation, biological process: carbohydrate metabolic process. NCBI's taxonomy places the organism in Eukaryota, Viridiplantae, Streptophyta, Magnoliopsida, Fagales, Betulaceae.